GGCGCGGGGGAGCGCAGGGACAUGGCGAAGCUGGACGUUGAGGAGGGGGCAGCGGGGGCACCCGGGCACCCGCCCGCCAAUGGGUACCUGUUGGUCCCGGGGGGCGAGCCCCCCGGAAAGCUGAGCGCCGAGCCGCAGAACGGGCCCAAGGCCGGCUGCCUGACCCUGAAUGGAGUGUCUCGGGACAGCCUCGCGGCCGCCGUGCAAACCCUGGACAGGCCUCGGACCCCGCUGGCCCCGGAGGAGGAGACCCAGACCCGGCUGCUGCCGGGGGGCCCCGGGGAGGAGACCCCCGGGGCCGAGGGCGCCCGAGUGCCGCAGACGGCGCUCUCCGCGCGGCGCUUUGUGGUGCUCCUCAUCUUCAGCCUGUACUCGCUGGUCAAUGCCUUCCAGUGGAUCCAGUACAGCAUCAUCAGCAAUGUCUUCAGGGACUUCUACGGCGUCUCCUUCCUGCACAUCGACUGGCUGUCCAUGGUGUACAUGCUGGCCUACGUGCCCCUCAUCUUCCCGGCCACGUGGCUGCUGGACACCAGAGGCCUGAGGCUCACGGCCCUGCUGGGCUCCGGCCUCAACUGCCUGGGCGCCUGGGUCAAGUGCGGCAGUGUCCAGCAGCAUCUCUUCUGGGUCACCAUGCUGGGCCAGUGCCUGUGCUCCGUGGCCCAGGUGUUCAUCCUCGGCUUGCCCUCCCGCAUCGCCUCGGUGUGGUUUGGCCCCAAGGAGGUGUCCACAGCUUGUGCCACCGCCGUGCUGGGCAAUCAGCUUGGAACUGCAGUUGGCUUUUUGCUACCACCAGUUUUAGUGCCCAACACACAGAAUAACACGGAUCUUCUGGAGUGUAAUAUCAGUACUAUGUUUUAUGGAACAUCAUCCAUCGCCACAUUUUUAUGUCUUUUAACAGUCAUUGGCCACUCCAGCAAAGCACUGCUGUCACCACCCGUCACUGAGUUCUCUCGCCUGGGCCUGUGUCUUGAAGCAGUCAGUCAAAAUCCGCUGCAAGCAGCCAUCAUCAGUUUGGAAGAAGCAUUCAAAGAAAAACCUCCAUAUCCACCAAGUCAGGCUCAAGCAGUUCUUCAAAACAGCCCUCCUGCUGAGUACUCCUAUAAGAAAUCAAUAAGGAACUUAUUUAAAAACAUUCCUUUUGUCCUUCUGUUGAUCACAUAUGGUAUCAUGACUGGAGCAUUUUAUUCAGUCUCAACAUUAUUAAAUCAAAUGAUACUGAUGCAUUAUGAGGGAGAAGAAGUCAAUGCUGGAAGGAUUGGGCUAACACUGGUAGUAGCUGGAAUGGUGGGUUCUAUUCUUUGUGGCUUAUGGCUAGAUCAUACCAAAACAUACAAACAGACUACUCUGGUAGUUUACAUUUUGUCUUUUCUGGGAAUGGUUGUAUUUACUUUCACGUUGGACCUUGGAUACAUUAUCAUUGUGUUUAUUACUGGAGGGGUACUCGGUUUCUUCAUGACUGGUUACCUCCCAUUGGGUUUUGAGUUUGCUGUUGAAAUCACUUACCCUGAAUCUGAAGGUACCUCAUCUGGUCUUCUUAAUGCUUCUGCACAGAUAUUUGGAAUUUUGUUCACAUUGGCUCAAGGGAAGCUCACGUCAGACUAUGGUCCCAAGGCAGGGAACAUUUUCCUCUGUACUUGGAUGUUUCUAGGCAUCAUUUUAACAGCAUUAAUCAAGUCUGAUCUCAAAAGACACAAUAUAAAUAUAGGAAUUGCAAACGGUGAUAUUAAAGCUGUACCAGUUGAAGAUAGUCCCACAGAUCAAGAAUCAAAAACCAUGAUGAUGUCCAAGCAGUCAGAAUCGGCAAUCUGAAGUGAAAAAAGAAGUUAACCUCAUGUGGUAGAUGAGUAGUAAGGCUUGGUUUAUAUGUACGAGAGAUGGAUACUUAACUUGAAAAUUAUUAUGUGACCUCUGAAUACAGUUACUGUUUUCACCUUCAUAUUAACGUGAGCAAGAUUUUGCUUAAAAUAUUUUGGCUCACAUCGUAAUAACACUACCAUUUAUCUACCAAGCAUCCCAUUGUUAAUCUAUUGUCGAUCAGAAUGUAAGCUUCUUAAUGUGUACUUUCCAAAAAUGUUUUCUUUUUUAUAGAAAGUGGAAGGUCAAAAGGCUUUCUAAAAUGAUAAUGUGGAGGUCUAAUCCCUUUAAGUCACAUAGGAGUACGUAGAAUUUAGAACCAAAUGUGCAUUAUAUUCCUAAUUAGCUCCCUUUCCAUUAUUCUGACCAACUGUCCAAUCUGCCUCAGUGGGAGAUACCAACAUGGCACUUCCGACCCCCUAAAGGAUAGCACUGGGAUGAGACUUCCACAGAACCUCUAAGAUUUUUCCAUUUUCUUAUAUUCUUGUUAAACAAGGCUUUGUAACAUGUACUGUCAAUGGCUGUCAAAACUGUUCUGUGUACACACUGAACCCAUGACUUUGGUCUUAGACUUGUGUUCUAAUUAAGCUAAGGAGUGCAGACAUAGGCUCAUUGUCUUGAGCUCUCUGCACUACCUUCCUAUCAUGGUUGGAUAUGCAAAUACUAUUUUUUCACUCCAACUUGAAAUAGAGGGAUUUUGUACCCACUGCCUUGUCCACUAUCUUUUUUUCAAUGCAGGCAUACCUUGGGGAUAUCGCAGGGUCAGCUCCAGACCAUUCAGAAUAAAGCAAAUAUCACAAUAAAGUGAUUCAAAUGAGUUCCUUGGUUUCCCAGUACAUAUAAAAGUCAGAUUUACACUCUUCUGUAGUCGAUUAAGUGUGUGGUAGCCUGGAAGAACAAUGUACAUACCUUAUAUGAAAAAAGACUUAUUGCUAAAAAAUGCUAACCAUCACCUGAGCUUUUAGCAAGUCAUAACCACUGAUUACAGAUCACUAUAAUAAAUAGAAUAAUAAUGAAAAAGUUUGGAAUAUUGCAAGAAUUACCAAAAUGUGACACAGACAUGAGCGAGCAAGAGCUUUUGGAAAAAUGGCACCAAAAACUUUCUUGAUACAGGGUUGCCACAAAUCUCCAACUUGUUUAAAAAAACAAAAAACAAAAAAUGCAGCAUCUGUGAAGGGCAAUACAUCAAAGCACAAUAAGAUGAGGUAUGCCUGUGUAUGACUUUCAAGCAAGAAAAUUCCAUCCUCUGUGUUGUUGGCUUUCUCGUGAUUUCUUGUAUCGCACCUCAUAGCGUAAUACUUUGGCUUGAAGGUUGUGGAGAUAAAGAAAUUGAUGGUAACAUAGCCCUGGUGUUUUCAUUUGGUGGAGACCUCUUGAAAGGGUGUCUUUGUCCUGCACUAUCGUUUGUAUGACCGUUCCCCUUCGAGGAAUACACUGUGUCCAGGUGCAUGCUCCCUCAGUGUGUUGGGGGAUUGUAUUCUUUUCUUCACCAGAGUGUACCCGGUCUCCAUACUGUUGGGAAAAAAGUCUGCUGUUUUACAUGCUCAGGGUAAGGAACAUAGGACCAAAUGUCUUUCUACAGUGCCUACCACUGCGUUUUGUUUACAAUAAGAAUUUAAAUGUUGUUCCUGUCCUGACUUUCUAAGCUGCUAGGGAAUAUCUUUACAAUAAUGACAUAUACACAACCAUAAUAUGUACAUUAUGUCCACAUCAACCCUAAAAAAAGCUGGUCAGGGGAUACCCUUGAAUAUUCUUGGAAGCAAAUUAGCGAUUCUGAUUUGGGCAUUUUAUAUGCAUCACCUUACAUUGAAAUUAUAACGUUCUCUUUAAUCAAGAGACAGCAAAUUAUGUAGAAUUUUACCCUGGAGAAUCUGUCACUGGAAGAACCCAGCUGGGAAUCAGGAGCUCUGGGUCUGUGACCUGGAUCUGUUUCUAGGUGUCCCUGUCACUCUCCGGCCAGCAUUUUUCUCCUCCAUAAAAUGAAUGUAUUCACUUUGAUCUCAAAGAUCUUUUUUGAAAAAAAUAAAUAAAUAAAGAUCUUGAGUCUUAAAUACUGUUCACCAUGCGGUAGACCAAAUCACUGAGCCACAGGAACUUAAAUCUAGCCAGAGAAGUAUCCCCUGGAGAAUUGAAUGAACAGCUGUGAUUGAUACUUUGUGGAUUUGGGGAAUUUACAAUCGGUUUUUUUGCUUUUUUAUUCAGUUGAUGAUAGCUCAAGCAUAAUAUGCUGAAUCAUUAACUUCCUUAGACAAUUAUAUCGCAGGUUUUAUGGCCAAAAAUAUAUUCUAAGAUCCCUCUUAAAUAAUUAUUUUUAUGUUUAAACCAUCAAUUGUUUAAAAUAAUCAUGUACUUUUUGAGUUUCUGAGCUUUUGACAAAAAUUACAAAUAAAAGUUAGGAGACUUUGUUUCUGAAAAGCAUACAUAUCUGUCAUGUGUAUCUUUGUUGAUUAGAAAAAGGAUGAAAUAUGAUAUCAUAAAACACAAAAUGGAUUAAUAGUUUUUUCUAUAUUUUGAGUUAAAGUUGUCUAUAACAUGUCAGACAAGAAUGUCAUAAUUCUGUCUUGGAAAAUGGAGUUGGGUAACCAGCACUUGAGUGAAUUUUAAUGAAAUGAUUUUAGAAAGAAAUUGGAUGCUUUCAAAAGCAGUUUCAUUUAUAAAUGUUGCAAAAACAAAAACACUAGCUUUUGCCUUUUGUGAAGGUUGGGAAAAAAUUUAAAAAUAUGUUUAUGUGUAAACUCAAGAGAAUUGCCAGAAGAAUGUAUGUCUGUAUUAAGUCAUCUUUCAUGUUCUAAGUUUUGCUUUUUGUACUAUUUGUCUGUAUGCUCAUUCUUCAGUGUUACAGACCUGAAAUAAACUUAUUUUUUUAA
Molecule: messenger RNA, 4721 nt
Organism: Nyctereutes procyonoides (raccoon dog)
Lineage: Eukaryota; Metazoa; Chordata; Mammalia; Carnivora; Canidae
Gene: FLVCR1
Product: FLVCR heme transporter 1
Exons: 11
Coding region: 22-1809 (595 amino acids)
Biological process (GO): heme export; mitochondrial transport; transmembrane transport
Cellular component (GO): mitochondrion; membrane
Molecular function (GO): heme binding; heme transmembrane transporter activity
Source: RefSeq, a predicted model, not a curated record